Molecule: messenger RNA, 3742 nt
Organism: Aspergillus pseudonomiae
Lineage: Eukaryota; Fungi; Ascomycota; Eurotiomycetes; Eurotiales; Aspergillaceae
Product: karyopherin beta
Exons: 8
Coding region: 642-3116 (824 amino acids)
Biological process (GO): protein import into nucleus
Cellular component (GO): nucleus; cytoplasm
Molecular function (GO): small GTPase binding; nuclear import signal receptor activity
Source: RefSeq, a predicted model, not a curated record
GCUGUUUCUGUUGAUUUUCAUUCGGGGAUUGACGGCCCCUUCAAGACUGGUGAAGAGUCACGUGAUAUGACUAAACCAGUGGCCGCGGGCCAAUCAUACGACGAGGUUUGGGGGCUCCGCCGAGCGCUGACUGGCUGUUUUCUGCCCAUCGUCGCUCUCAUUCCUCAUUGCGGAUCAAAAGUUGAAGGGACACACUAUUAUUCUCCCUCGCUCUCGCUUUCUCUCUCCCCUUCUCUUUCUCUCUUUUGAUAAAAACGUUUUCUAUCAGAACUUAAAAAAAGAUUUUCGGGAACCAGAUAAUCACCACUCCCUCCUCCUGCCUCUCUGAAACAUAGACCUUGGAGUGCGGUUUUUUUUUCUCUUACUCUCCUGGCUCUUCGGCGUGCACCACAAGCCGUCUUUUCCUCCCUCUUGUCCUACUUGCCGGAAAGAACUGGUGCAUGCCUCGUCAUAUAUCCACAAAAACAACAGGAUCUCUUUCAGUCUCCUCGUCCACGCUGCCACUCCUUUGUCGUGGGCAAUUUCAUAAUUAACUUUUUGUCUACCAAAAUUUAAUUAAGCCAGAGGCGCUUCAUUUGUUUUAUUUCUUGCAUUUUCUUUUUUCUUUUCGUUCCCGUGGUCAGUGUCCCACUUCCGACAACAUGAAUGUCACCCAGGUAUUGGAGGGCACUCUGUCGCCAGAUGCGACAACACGUACAAAUGCGGAACAGCAGCUUGUCCACGCGGCGGAGGUCGAUUUCGCCGGAUACCUUGUUACCCUUGGUCAAGAACUGGCGAAUGAAAACACCCCCUCCCACAUCAGAACCGCUGCGGGUCUCGCACUGAAGAAUGCUUUCACUUUCAGAGAUCAUGCUAAGCUACGCGAGGUGCAAGGAAAAUGGCAGCAACAGAUCAGCUCGGAGAUUAAGACACAGGUCAAGGAGCUUGCGCUCAAGACUCUGGAUUCUAAAGACGCCCGCGCCGGCCAGUCUGCAGCUCAGUUCAUCGUCUCCAUUGCUGCCAUCGAGCUACCUCGAAAUGAAUGGCCCGAACUGAUGAACGUUUUGGUUCAGAAUGUUGCAACGGGCUCCAACCAGCUGAAGCAGGCCUCCCUCAUCACAAUCGGUUUCAUCUGUGAAUCCCAGGAUGCUGAUCUUCGGGAGAGCUUAACUGCUCACUCCAACGCAAUCUUGACCGCUGUUGUACAGGGCGCCCGACGUGAAGAAACCAACAUGGAUAUCCGCUAUGCUGCUAUCAAGGCUCUCAGUGACUCAGUAGACUUCGUUCGGUCGAACAUGGACAAUGAAGGUGAACGUAAUUAUAUCAUGCAAGUGGUUUGUGAGGCUACACAAGCCGAUGAUCUCCGUGUUCAGGCGGGCGCAUUUGGUUGCUUGAACCGUAUCAUGGCUGCUUAUUACGAGAAAAUGCGCUUUUACAUGGAGAAGGCUUUGUUUGGCCUCAGCAUCAUGGGUAUGAAGAGCGAGGAGGAGGAUGUUGCCAAGCUAGCUAUUGAAUUUUGGUGCUCCGUUUGCGAGGAGGAAAUUGCCAUUGAGGAUGACAAUGCUGCGGCGCAAGCGGAGGGUUCCGAGGUCCGUCCUUUCUUUGGCUUCGCCCGCGUGGCGUGCAGAGAGGUUGUCCCAGUUUUACUGCAGGCUAUGUGCAGACAGGAUGAGGAUGCGACGGAUGAUGAGUACAAUGUUUCUCGCGCGGCUUAUCAGGCUUUGCAACUCUAUGCUUCUUGUGUCCAGGGCGAGGUCAUCCAGCCUGUUCUCUCCUUUGUCGAGGAAAACAUUCGUAAUGAAGACUGGCGUCGCAGAGACGCUGCAGUUGCGGCAUUCGGCGCCAUCAUGGAUGGACCGGAUCCCAAGGUCCUUGAACCCCUGGUCAAGCAGGCCUUGGGUGUUCUUGUUGGUAUGAUGGAAGAUAGUUCCAUCCAAGUUCGUGAUUCGGCAGCCUAUGCCCUUGGUCGCGUGUGCGACUUCUGCUCUGAGACCCUGGACCCUGACGUGCAUCUACAACCCCUUAUUUCUUGCCUGUUCAACGGGCUUGCCAGCACCCCUAAGAUUGCCAGCUCCUGCUGCUGGGCUCUGAUGAACGUUGCCGAUCGAUUCGCCGGUGACGUCGGUGCGCAGACGAACCCCUUGUCAAAGCACUUUGAAGAAAGUGUUAAGUCGCUUCUUACUCUCACUGAAAGGCAAGAUGCAGACAACCAGCUCCGGACUGCUGGAUAUGAAGUCCUGAACUCCUUCGUUACCAAUGCGGCGAAUGACAGCCUCCCCAUGGUCGCGAGUCUCUCCGACGUUGUGAUUCAGCGUCUGGAACAUACCAUCCCCAUGCAACAGCAAGUUGUUAGUGUGGAAGAUCGGAUCACCUUGGAAGAGGUGCAAACCAGCUUAAUCAGCGUUAUAUUGGCUAUUGUUCAACGUCUCGAAACUGAGAUUAAGCCUCAAGCGGACCGUAUCAUGCACGCGAUGAUCCAGGUUCUAACGACUGUGCCCCCCAAGUCCAGUGUGCCUGAUGUCGUUUUCGCCACAGUCGGUGCUAUUGCAAGUGCACUGGAGGAGGACUUCGUCAAGUAUAUGGAACCCUUUUCGCCAUUCCUUUAUAACGCCCUCGGCAAUCAAGAGGAACCGGGUCUCUGUGCUAUGGCGAUUGGACUGGUCAGCGAUAUCUCCCGUGCCUUGAAUGAAAAGGUUCAGCCAUUCUGUGACUCAUUCAUGAACUACUUGCUCAAUAACUUGAGGAGCUCCACAAAUCAACUGAAGCCUGCAAUCCUCGAGACGUUCGGAGACAUUGCUCAGGCCAUCGGAACACACUUCGACACAUACCUGUCUGUCGUUGCCCAGGUCCUCCAGCAGGCAUCGAUUGUAACCGCCAGCUCGGACGUUAAUAUCGAGAUGCUCGAUUACAUCGUCUCGCUUCGUGAAGGAAUUAUGGAUGCAUGGGGUGGUAUUGUUUUGUCUUAUAAGGGCAAGCCUCAAGUGACUCAGCUCCAGCCUUUUGUUGAAUCUAUCUUCCAGCUCCUCCACCUGAUUUCCCAGGAUCUCAACCGGAGUGAGGGGCUGAUGAGGGCCUCAAUGGGUGUUCUUGGGUACGUUUGCCAUAUUGAACCUUCUCACGCGUGUAUCUAUGUCUAACCAUGAAACAGCGACAUCGCGGAGGCGUUCCCGAAUGGAGAGUUCGCGGCCUUCUUCCGUAACGCUUGGGUUACGGACUUGGUCAGAGACACCAGGAACACCAGAGACUUUGGCCCGACCACAAUUGAGACUGCUCGCUGGGCUCGUGAACAAGUCAAGCGUCAGGUCGCCCUUUCUACUGCUGCAGCUAUGGCGUAAGCAUGGCCGCCAGCAGUCGCAAAGACAUCAAUUGCUCUUGUCGAGACCACCCUCCUCGGAGCAAGGCGCUCCUUUAGGCGCACUCAGAGAAGUUACGCCGUGGACCACUUGCUUCCAUUCCAUAAAGUGAAUUCUGUUUCACGAGGGAUGCUGAAACGCCGUGCCCUUGAUCGAAUUUUAACUUGCCAGACGAAGUAUCCCUGUAUCAUGUGGUACGGUUGAACGAGCUGAUACUGGCGAUACCCCUUUGAUCUAAGCACAACUACCUUGUCCGUUCUUCAAUCUUCCCUAUCCCAUCGCCCCUUCCCAUCUUCCCCAGCCCUUCAGCUCCCUGUUGGGCACUCCCUGUUUCCCACUUUUCGGAACCAUUAGCCCCCUCAUGACGCCCGAAUGCAUUCUGUUUCAUCGUUGCUGGCAUCCUUUUUUUU